Peromyscus leucopus (white-footed mouse) is the source of this 1047-nucleotide messenger RNA. RefSeq names its product claudin-13-like. The record is from RefSeq and is a predicted model, not a curated record. Gene Ontology annotation, biological process: bicellular tight junction assembly; cell adhesion. Gene Ontology annotation, molecular function: structural molecule activity. The coding region runs from base 295 to 951 and encodes 218 amino acids. The transcript is spliced from 2 exons. Gene Ontology annotation, cellular component: plasma membrane; bicellular tight junction. Lineage: Eukaryota; Metazoa; Chordata; Mammalia; Rodentia; Cricetidae.
GAAGAUCUUCCCUCUGCUCCACCCUCUGCCAGAGCCUCACAGAAGCUCAAUCUGUUUCACCAGAUAGAUCCCCGUGUCAACUGCUGUGCUCACGCUUGCUAGCCUGGGACAUCUGACUCAACUGAGAUAGUCGUUGGUGGCAGCGGCAUCCCUUUCUUGCUCUGUGCCACUCUGCCUCACAGGGAGAGGCUUGCUUUACACACUUUAAAAGUCCAUCCUCAGCUCUUGGAACCCUGCGUCUCUAGAACCGGACCCCUCACUCUUCCUGGUCCUGCCGCCAGCAGACUCUGAACCAUGGUCUGCAUGGAGCAAGAGGCCAUCAGCUUCUCCUUGGCUACGCUGGGCUGGCUGUGCGCCAUCGUGAGCUGUAUCCUCCCCUUUUGGAAGGUGACAUUUCCUGAUGAGACGAACCCAGAUGCCAGCAUUGGCGAGGGCCUGUGGCACAUAUGCCAGGUGGAGAAAAGCAACCAGAUACUGUGCACCUUGUAUGGCAUCCGGCCCGCAGUAACUCAGGACCUCAGCGUGGCUCGAGUCUCCAUGGUCACCUGCAUCAUUGGAACCUGGCUAGGUUUGCUGCUGUGCAUGAUUGGGGAUGAACGCAUCAGGUGUGUGAAGAGCAGGGCCAUUGUACUCAAGAUCAUGAGGGCAGCCAGUGUGAUAUUCCUCGGUGUUGGCUUUCUGGUGCUGAUAUCCACGUCCUGGGUGUCCUACAGCAUCAGCCGUGGCUUCUCCAACCCACUGCUGGGUUCCACGAAGAAAACAGAGAUGGGUGCCUCACUCCGCUUAGCCUGGGCCAGCUCACUGCUGCUGUUGCUGGGAGGCACUCUGCUGUGUUUUGACUGCCCAUCACUCAAUGACCUUAGACUCACCGUGGACUGUGCUAGCAGCCUUCAGGAGCCAACGGCAAUGCAUCGGGUGUUUCAUUCCAAAAGUGAGCAGGAGGCCGAGUGAACUUGCAAGACUCGAGAUGCCCUCUUCCCAGGUUCUAGAAUCAGUGAACUAUUUCUAGGGGCAGAAAAGACACUUGGAUGGAGCUGCCCACAAGCU